Clunio marinus is the source of this 1123-nucleotide messenger RNA. Lineage: Eukaryota; Metazoa; Arthropoda; Insecta; Diptera; Chironomidae. The record is from the annotation of a GenBank genome assembly.
AAGAAAGCUCAAAUUAUUAAAUUUCACUCACUUCUUUUCAAAUCCUCUGGAAGAGUAGAAGUUGUAAAGUGUUGAAAAAGUAACUCCUAAGAUUUCGAAAAGUUUAUUAGUAAAAAUAUUUAAAGGAAAUUGAGCUGUUGAAAUGGAUAAUUUCUUUUCAGAAAAGUUUAAACAAAAUAAUAACUACAACGGUAUAAUGUUUUCCUCAAAUUAUUUGUUGGAUCAUUAUUCCAAAUUAGUGGCUCAACAUCCGGAUCUGAUGCGUUCAUUUCCUUUGCCAUAUGAUCCACUUUUACAUCGCGACAUGAUGGGUUUGAACACUCUGUCAAACUCACCUGUAACACCAUCCGUAACAUCAUCUGUAAGUGCGUCGGAAUCGGAAUCAACAUCCUCUUCAUCGAGACGAUCAUCAUUUGACUUCGCACACAGUCCGUUGAAAGAACUCGAAAAGGAAGUGACACCAAGUUCAUUGAUGGAGUCAGUAAUUGAAACAGCAACCAACUCCCCCAGAAGGUUAUCAACUGAACCAGAAGCUAGCUCGUCAAGAAAUUUGGAAAUUGCUGAAGUUAACCUAAAUGCUAUGCCAAUACCGAAACAUGAGAUCGAAUGUGACAUUGAAAUCUUCUUAAGAUUCAAAGCAGAUUCUGAUCAGAAAAUGGAAGUCCAGAAGGAAGUGAACAUAUUUGAAGGGAUUCCAUCAUUUGCUGUCGCGUUACGUUCAGAUCGAUUAAAACAAAUUGAACAAACAAAUGAAAAAGCGAAAAUUGAUGUCUCGUUUGUUAAAAUGCCUCUCGAUAGUCCAAUGAUUCGCACUUUUCCGGGAGCUGACGAUCGCCCUAAAAAAGAAGUGGACAGAAGGAAAAAAAAUAGUGAAGCAGCAUUCAAGUCUCGCGCGAAAAAUAAAAUUUUUGCCCACAAAUUGGAAGAAGAAGCAUUUGAAGCAAUGAGGGAAAACUUCGAAUUGAAACGCAAAGUUGCAUUCCUGAGAGCUCAAGUCAACUUCACAUUGAGGAAACAUGGAAAGAAGGAAGUCAACUUCAAUGAGCUGUUUGAAAACAAAAUCGAUCAAGUGUUGAAAAUUCAACCUAAGCAAUCACCAUUGGCCUUGACACAACCAGAAUAA